AUGUCCUCGCUCGAGGCCAAGAUCGUCGUCGUGGGCUCCCAGGGCGUCGGCAAGACGUCGCUUGUGACGCGUUUUUGCAAAGGACAGUUCGACCCAUCACAGGUCACGUCGACUGUCGGCGCCAGUUUUCUCACAAAGCGCGUCGUCGACUCGGACUCGGAUACGGUUGAACGCUUUCGCUCCAUCUCCCGCCUCUACUACCGCGGCGCCAACGCCUGCAUCCUCUGCUAUAGCAUCACCGACGCCAACUCCUUUGCCGAAAUGGGCAUCUGGCUGACGGAGUUACGCCGUAACCUUCCCUCCGACAUUGUUCUCCACGUUGUCGGCACAAAGGCCGACAUUGUCGCCAGCGACCCGUCCAAACGCGAGGUGCCUUUUGAACGCUGCAUCGCCUAUGUUGCCGAGAACCUUGCCCCCGGGAUGAGCAGCACACCACCACCUACCGCUGGCGGGCUUGUCAGCAGCAUGCUGACAGGCAAUACAGGCGGCUUCCCCGGGCUGGCACCUGGAGCGGGUGGCUUUGCUGGUGCUGCAUCUGGUGCCGGUGCCUCGUCGAGCGUUCCAACACCAAAUCCAACUCCCUUUUCCCCGCCCGAACCUCGCAGUCCGAGUUCGAAACGCAGCUCGGGCUUCUGGGGCCAGGAAGCUGGCUGGGACGCGUGCCACGAGAUAUCCGCGGAGAGUGGUGAGGGCGUCGAGGAGGUGUUUCGCGUCGUCACGCGCAAGCUCGUCGAGCAGAACCGCAAGAUGCAGCAAGCCUUGCUGGCCGCAGCGUCAACCCCAGGUGGCCCUCCGUCCAUGACUGGUGACGGCAGCUACGGAUCUGCCAGCGGCGGCGAGAGCAGUCACGGCUACGGCUAUGGUGGGGGCUACUUUGAUAGUAACAACCCGCGCGGAAGCUUCCGAGUGGGACGCGACCGCCGUAGCUGGUUGUUUGCCCCGGGAUUCUCGCCGGAGGUGUCCAUAGACCCGAAUGGCACCAAUGCCCCCGGUGAGCCGCCACGAAACGACAGCGCACUGCAACGGCACAAAUGUUGUUGA
Sporothrix brasiliensis 5110 is the source of this 1041-nucleotide messenger RNA. RefSeq names its product ras-like GTP-binding protein. Gene Ontology annotation, molecular function: GTPase activity; GTP binding. Lineage: Eukaryota; Fungi; Ascomycota; Sordariomycetes; Ophiostomatales; Ophiostomataceae. Gene Ontology annotation, biological process: intracellular protein transport. The transcript is spliced from 2 exons. Bases 1 to 1041 code for a protein of 346 amino acids. Gene Ontology annotation, cellular component: endomembrane system. The record is from RefSeq and is a predicted model, not a curated record.